Molecule: messenger RNA, 2791 nt
Organism: Bursaphelenchus okinawaensis
Lineage: Eukaryota; Metazoa; Nematoda; Chromadorea; Rhabditida; Aphelenchoididae
Source: the annotation of a GenBank genome assembly
AUGGUAAAUAACGCCAUGAUACGGGUUUGGCUGCUCUUUGGUAAGGCACUAUUUGUUUUUGUAAUAAUGAGUAUCUAUUGGUCGUUACACUUAGGAUCAGAAGUACAUAAACAUUUUUUUGCCAAUUUUUCUAUUCUUAUAAGCAAAAGUUACAAAAACAACCAUUUGUUUAUUUUUUACUUCAAUACACUUUCAGUCGUCGUAACUGCGCAAGACCUAGACAAAUACUACGGUAUUCCAUUAAGUGGUGUACACCUAAGUUCAGAUGCUACUAGUGGAGAAAUAUAUGCGUACGAUGAAUACACUAUCUUCUUUAACCACCUCAAUCAUGCUCCAAAAGUGGUCGGAUGCACGGCCAUGAUGUUGGGCCCACCUCGACCUCAAGACAAAGGCCAAACUCUAAUCCCUGGUCAUGGGGUUAUUGUACCAGUCAGUCAGAGUUUUGAUGCUCCAUUUGAUGAUGCUCCACCUGCACCGGUCGUUUUUGAACGUAGCCAAAAGAAAAAGUUGUUUAGAAGAAGAUUGCGACGAAACGUUAACAAAUUGUUUAAUAACAAUAUGUUAAACUGGCCUGCACAAUUGGAUCACUUGCUGGUUGCGCCCGACAGAAGCAAAUUGCCUACAGCUUCAAUUGCACCAAAUUCGUUCAGUGGAAUUCACAUUCAACGAGGAAGUAACAAUUUGACCGAAACUGAAAUCAAUAUAACACCUAUUGAAAAUUCUAGUAGUACACAAAGUUCUACUAUUAAUAUCCAAGCUUCUUCUACUCCUUCUGCUGUGAGUCAGCUUGCUACAACAUUGGCUAUCCCUACAGCAAUUACUUUUGCUGAUAGACAAAUUAUUAACACUAAUACUUCUUCUACACCGUCUCUUUCUACACAGACAAACUCAGAAUCUACGACAAAAACCGUUUUUGUGUCAGAGAACAAAACUACAGCAAAUCCAGUAAGUUCUUCAGCAUCGUCAACACUACCGUCAUCUUCUACUCAAGCAUCUACAACAGUAAGGUCUGCUAUAUUAACAUCAAGUGUUACACCGUCCACACAAAACUCCACGGCAAGACCAGAUUCUGCCCAAAUUCAUGAUUCACAAAGAACUCACGGACAACAAAUGAUAGUACAAGCACAAAUAACUCCAGUACCUGUAAAGUCAACAAGGCUGGAAACGCUAAACAAAAAAGAAGAAAAAAGUAUACAUGUUUCUGAAAUUGUUGCUGGUAUUCCUGUACCAGUAACACCUGCAACCAAUGUUUCUAAAGUAGAGAGAACUUUCUCAGUUACUCAAAAGCUUGUUGUAAAUACGACCAAAGUUGCUGAGACUACAGCAAGAAGACCAGAAACUACUCAAACAACGACUGAAGCUAGUACUAAAAAGCUGAUUAUCAUUGCACUGUAAGUAUAAUUUUUACAAUAAUUCUCUAAAAACGAUAAUUUUAGACCCACAUCAACAGCACCACCAGUAACAACAACAGUAAAGCAUCCAAGAGUAUUAAAGACCCCACUGAACAAUGCUGAUAACGAUGAUUUUGAAAGCGAAUUUCCAGACGUCCUUCAGAUUCCAUCACGGUCUCAAGGAGAAUAUAAACUUGACGUUCAAUAUAGUGACCUGCUGCAAAAAUUAGGAGAAGAAUCAAAUGAAUUCAGAAGAGCACCAGUUAGAGAUACAAGUAGGUUUUAAGCAUCUUAUAAAGAAUUAGGCCAGUUAUCUUUGAUAAAAAAAAAGAAGCUUUUUUUCAUUUUUAUACCUAAAAUUGAUGCCUAAAACCUACUUCAGAAACUAAAGACAAGGAAAUCCAGCACACAUGGAAAGUCAUCGAUGAUCCUCACAAAUAUCAUCGUGAACGUGUGUUAAAACAGCUUUUAGCUGAAGAAGGCCAACAACAAUAUACAGUACCAACCAGAAAGAUUACCCCGCUUGACAAAGCGUUAGCGUUGCCAGAAAUUCAUCAAAAACAAGUAUACUUCUCUAUUCAAAAUGGAGCCAAAUUGAGUGAUUAUCACUGGUUUGGACUUUAUGAUCAUUGUGAGCAAGUAAGUAGUACAAAUUAGGUAUAAAAAAUCAAAUAAAAUUUAAAAAUUUAAAUUUUUUUAAAAUUUUUAGGUAAUACCAAUCAAAUUAAAAAAAUAUUAAAUUACUUCUAAAAACAUGAAUUUCAGCGACACUUAAAACUCGUUUCGUUACGAGGAGUCGAUCCUCCUCGAGAAGAGCGAAUCAUGCCGUUAAGUGGCUGGACUAAUGGCAUUUCAUCAUACCGUGUUCAUAUUUUAAACUGUAACACAAUUUUAGUUCCUGGGUUCACUUUUGAGCCUGGAACGGACGCUAGAAGUAUGUUAAAAAUUUUUUAAAUAUUGAAAAUUUUUUUUAAAUAGAAAAAAUACUGUAUUUUUUGUACUUAUUGACCAUUUUUUACAGAUUCCUUCUUUGUCGCUGGGAUUGGCGACUUUCCCGAUCAAAUCGAAAAACAAGUCAAGAUUAACAUUGUCGGCGAACAACCGUGAGUUAUCAGCUGUUUUUCAGUUUUACGCUAAUUCCAAGUGCUUUAUAUGCAAAUUAGAAAGCUAAAAAUAAGAAAUAAACAAAUUUAUAAAAGUUAAAAAACCUCUACAUUAUAAAAACUUUUAGAAACACCCCUCUCCGCCGCUACGACAACGAAGAUGUUCUUCUCCGCCUACCUCGUUCCUAUCGUACUUUUGACAUUGACUUCCUCAGCGUCUACAACAUGGAUACACAAAAGAGCAUGGGCCAUGUGAUCAUACCAUCAUUGUUGGUACCUCCAUGUCAAGAAGAGUAG